AAUAGGAUCCCUACUUUUUCUGCUAUCUUCUGUGUGUCUGGGGGCAGCGCUGAUCUGCUUAGAAGUUAAGACGCUCUUAACGCGGACGCUCCGCAAGUUUCAUUUCUUUCAACUGCUCUUGCUGCGCCAUCUCCAACCUGACUGUGCUCAAAUCAGUUCACCUGCGAGAAGAGAGAAGCGAAGGCGUUCAGAUCUCUUGAUACCACAGAAGUGCGAUGGAUUCUUGGAGAAUCGCUGCUUUGCUCCUCGCUAGCUGCCUUACGGCGGCAACGUCUAACCAGUUCGUUACGGAGUGUUAUACUGCAAAUGGAGAGGACUACAGAGGCCGACAGAAUCAGACCAGUCUUCAAGUGGGAAGGCCAUGUCUUUUCUGGAAUGAGACUUUCCAACAUCCCUACAAUACCCUCAAAUAUCCCAAUGGAGAAGGAGGCCUUGGACCACAUAACUUCUGCAGGAACCCAGAUGGAGAUGUUCGGCCAUGGUGUUACAUUGCAGAUCUUGAGGACGGAAUCUACUGGAAGUAUUGUGACAUUCCGACCUGUCAAAUGCCUGGUAACCUAGGCUGUUUUAAGGACAGUGGCGAUCCGACUCCUCUAUCCGGAGGCUACCAGACCUCCAACAAACUCACCAUUCAGAACUGCAUCAGCUUCUGCCGUAACCAAAGAUACAAGCUUGCCGGCAUGGAGUCAGGCUACGCUUGUUUCUGUGGUAACGACCUUGAUUAUCAUCGUCAUGGUGAUGCUCCAAGCACAGAGUGUAACCAUGUGUGUUUUGGAGACCACACCCAGCCCUGUGGAGGGGACGGACGUGUCAUAGUCUUUGACACAAAAGUAGGCGCUUGUGGAGGAAACUACACCUCGCCCUCUGCAGUGAUCUACUCUCCUGACUUCCCAGACAAAUAUAGGCCUGGCAGAGUCUGCUACUGGACUAUUCAGGUUCCAGGGGCUUCCGUCAUUCUGUUCAACUUUACAUUCUUCAAUAUCGUGGAUCAGACUGAUAUGGUGGAACUUCUGGAUGGCUACUCCAAUCAGGUGGUGGCUCGAUUCGAUGGCCGCAAUCCACCACGGGACAUCGUGAACAUCACUGCUGACUUCGUCAUUCUGUAUUUUUACUCGGACAGGAUGAACGGGGCGCAGGGAUUUUCUGUUCUUUAUCAUGCUUUGAGAAUAACAGUUGUCACACCUGUUGAAGAGGAUGAUGAUGGGUAUGAAGAUGACACCAGUACAGUAAGGCAGCAUACUGGAAGCACUACAGCAAAUCCGAACACCAGUCAGAGCGGGAAAUCCCUGCUGUACUAUGUGAUCACAUCAAGCCCUGCAAACAUGCCAGGUCAGUGGCAUGGACCGGGCCGGACCACGGGCGUCAGCACCAUGUGGACCAUCUACGCACUAGCUGCCCUGCUAACGCUAACAGUAAUAGCCAUGGUAGCUAAGCUGCUACUGCACCUUACUGUAAAGUCCCCAUCCAUUCCUUCGAUCAGCGGUUCAGAAUCAUGUGCACAGAGCACCACAUCUGAACCUUGGAUCAUCUUCUACAGACCUUCCACGAUCUCUCUGUUUAAGAAGAAACUCAAGAACCACCAUGGAGACCUCAGCCCUCUCGUGGGAAACUAAAUGCAACUCUUCUGACCUCUGCGGCUGCUUUAGCCUCCUGUAAGGAACGCAAACACUGUACGCAAUGCUAGUCUUCUGUUGCUGGGCUACGGACAGGGAGUAGACCAAUCCCUGAUUGACUUCAAAUGACCAGCGCAAGGCCCAGCCCAACAGGGUUCAUCUGUUGUUGGUAUGGAACUUUGCCAGAAAGAUACAUAAAGACCUUGAUGCCCUUGGUCAAUGUGUUUACUCUCAAUUUGCAUCUCAACCAAUCACAAAUGAUGUGACAGGUGCACAUAUAAACCAAGUGAUUUGAUUAGCAAAGGAGAUGUCUGGUUUGUGUUGGCAUUGUAGAGCAACAGACCAACUCAUUGUGGCCCAAAUAUGGCCCAACCCUUUCUCCAGGUGCUUUUGCAGAAGCGAUCAACCCCUGAUAAACGUCUUUAGAAAGGCGAGACUCCCUGUGAACCACACGGAAAGACAAAACCACUUACAUAACCAAUCUAAUGGCACUUAUUUGCCCAACCAGCCCCACGGUUUAAGUCACUCUAAUGUAGGUCAUCUCUUUUUGUGCAGCACAAAAAUUCAUUCUCCCAAGGUAAAAGAGCUGCUUGAACAAGCGGAGGAUUGAUGUCACAAUUUUGUAGAGGAGAAAGUGAUUCAGAUCUUUGAGGACUCAAAGUGAACAACAAAGACAUCUCGAGAGAGUUCGUGAGUUGACAAAUGGACUGUGAAGUACCAAAGCUUGCAAUUGCUGCAAAUUGGGCAAUGUUCAAGAUGAACUGUAGUUAAGAAAUCCCUUUGGACCUCUCAUGCCAUCGUUUUUGGUCUGUGUCGGGUUUUGAUCUUGCUGUAAUGCCUUUAAGUGCCUUCAGGACUGAAAAAACUAUUUUUUGUCUGUCUUCUAAGCUGUCACAAUGUCUCGAUGAUGUAAACAAGCAUUGAUAAUUCAGACCAUUGAAUUGCCAAUUUUUUUCGGGGGAUUUCUGGAAAUACGUGUAGUCUUGUGGGUGUUGUUGGGGCAUAUUGUUCUUGUCAGGUUUUCGACUAGAGCAAGAGAAGCAUUGUUGAUAAACAUUGUGUAAUUCAGUGUGGGAAUGAUCAAACUCCAUCUCCUUUUCAUUUCACUCCCGACGGAGGCAUUGGUGAAAUUCUUCCAAAACAAUUUGCUCUUUCUCCCCCAUCAUCACAACUUUUGCUUUCAGAUUCUGAAGCACUUUUCCAGUCAGCCAAAUACCACACAGAUCACUGCACUGCUAGCUACAAGGACUUAGGACGUUCCUAUAAAGCAGGGGUUGCAACCUAUGGCACGUGUGUCAGUAUUGGCACAAGGAGGGAUAAUUACUUGCACACCAGCAAUGGCGAGAGAGGAAUAGACUAUUUUAUUUAUAUGAAAUUCCACACCUGCAUUCCAAUCUACAUCUUGAUGUAAUCAUUCCUCAUGAUCACACAGCAUGUUUUCAUGAGCUGAAUGGGAGUCUUAACAAAAAGUUAAAAUGUGAUGAGACUGCAGUAUGCCCAACAGACUCAUGUGGCAUGUGCAAGCCAUUCGUGCAUCACAAGCUGGCAGCGCUUCACUUUCAGACAUGAUAGCUUGCAUUUUUUGCUUUAAGAACAACACGUGAUGUAAUAAGGAAAACACCACUAUUAAUCCUUGAGGUUGCCAACCCAGCAUACAGGUACACCCUCCUUAAACCAUGGUCACAUUCAAAAUUACAUGAAUCUAUUAAUAGAGAAACCAUAAACCCACAUCGUGGGGUUCAAAAAUCAGAGUUUAUUCAAAAUAUAAAGUUAACCUGGAAAUUAAUUUUUAGGAUUUUGCAGGUGCGAUUUUACAGCCAUUGACCUGGAAAAUAAAAAAUGGCACUUCGUGUCAAAAAGGUUGCUGACCCCUGCUAUAAAGGAACGCAAAACCGGUUAAGGGUCAUGACAUUUAGAUUGCAGUUUACAGCACUUGAACAGCCAUUAGUUACAGAUCAAAAUAUGAGUUGACAUGAGGGCCGUCUUACAGAAGAACUGUUAUGACCAUUUUUGUGUUCAGUGCUCGAUAUUACACUUGAUGUGUCCUAACCAGGUGCGACUUGACAACAAACAUUUUGGUUAAAGGGAUAGUUCACUCAAAUAUAAUUUAUAUCAUUUAUUCACCCUUGAGUCGGUCUCCCGUAUGACUUUCUUUCGUGGAACACAAAAGGAGAUGCAAGGCAGAAUUACCGCCUCAGUCGCCAUUCACUUUCAAUGCAUCUUUUCACAGUGAAAGUGAAUGGUGACUGAGACUGAACAUUUAGCCUAACAGCUCCAUUUCGAGUUUCGCAGAAGAAAGAAAGUCAUACGGGUUUGGAACAACAUGAUUGUGAGCAAUUUUUGGGUGAACUAUGCCUUUAAAGAAAUGUUCCUUGUUCAAUUCAAGUUGAGCUCAGUCAACAGCAUUUGUGGCAUAUUGUUGAUUACCGCAAAAAAUUAUUUUGACUCGACCCCCAAAUUGCGGUUACAGUGAGGCACUUACAAUGGAAGUGAAUGGGGCCAGUCUAUAAAUGUUAAAAUGUGUAUUGUUUCAAAAGUAUAGCCACAAGACAUAAACAUUAUACAUGUUAACCUGAUUUUAGUGUGAAAAAAUCACUUACUACCCUUUCCUGAAAAGAUAUUUCCAAUUUUACAAAUUAGUUGCCAUGACGACAUAAUGCGGUAAACCCUAUAAGCAAUUUUAUCACACUAAAAUCAUGUUAACAUGUAUAAUGUUUGUGUCUUGUGACUAUAGUUUUUAUACAGUGCGUACUUUUAAUCGUGAUUUUGACGAGGGACUAGUCAAAAGUAUUUCCUUGUCCAAAUGUCAAAACAUUACUUUAAUUUAUAGUUAUAUGUGCAAAGUUUUUAACUGAUGAGAUUUCACAAUGCCACAAAAUUAGAAGCCAAACAAUCAACACAAUGUCCCAUCGCGAAAAAAAACUGAUAUUUUAUCACAUCAAGUCUGAUUUGGGCACAAUGCUACUGCAAAAUUGUGAAGGCCUCUCAUUUCAAUGUCCAUUUGAGUGAGUACAUUCAGUAUAUAACUAAACAGCUGACCACCCAUGAAAAUGGGUGGUCAGCAAUACAUUAUUUGUGGUUAUGUCACUAUUGCCGCACUUACACAGAAAACAAAUGAACAAAAUAACCAUAUUAUGCACUUUUAUUUAUUGUAACUGAAGUAGUUAUCUUGUGCCAUGUCUUAUGAGCUACCAAAAUAUUUUUAUAAAGUUUGGACAAUGAUUAUAUCUCAACUUAUUUCACUUAUGUCUGGGAUGCUAUCAGAACAAAUCUGAAAAUGUGUGAAAUACUUUAUAACAAAAGAUCUGUAAUUGAGCAAGCUUCCCAACCUAUGUGUCAUGGUCAUUUUUCUUCUCAAUUUAAGUGUAUUUUUGGCCAUGUUGGGAUCUGCACACUGUCCUAAUUAUUGCAUAUUUAACCCCAUAGCUCUGCAGUGCCUGGGGCUGCACAUGCAUACUAUAGUGUCACCAGUCACAGACAGAAAGAGAUAAAGAGACUGUGGCUGUCAAAUCACAUAGAGACAAACUUAAAGUGACAGGUUAAAUCUAACAAGGUCAUAUGUCUGGAGAGACUUGUGAAUAAUGCAUAAUCCAGACUUCCACUUAUAUAGCACUUUUAGCAGUGGAAAAAGUGGAAAAUCCUUUUGUGGUUUAUCACAAUGUCAGAGGGCUUUCUUUCUGAGAAACCAAGAUGGGGAAUCCCUAUCAUUUUGGUAGAGGGUACUUCCAGGGAUAAUAUAAAGAUGUUGUUUUCAUGCAAUUGUAAAUAAAAUAGUUAGAAUUAUAAUUUAUACCAUAAAUUAUUUUUAUUUUGGAUGUAAAAUGGGAUACAAUCUAUCUUUUGUAUAAGUACCUUUGUAGUUUUAAUUUAAUGUGUUCUGAGUGCAAAAAUAAUAAAUAUGCAUG
Xyrauchen texanus (razorback sucker) is the source of this 5518-nucleotide messenger RNA. RefSeq names its product kremen protein 1-like. The transcript has 10 exons. NCBI's taxonomy places the organism in Eukaryota, Metazoa, Chordata, Actinopteri, Cypriniformes, Catostomidae. Bases 216 to 1613 code for a protein of 465 amino acids. The record is from RefSeq and is a predicted model, not a curated record. Gene Ontology annotation, biological process: multicellular organism development. Gene Ontology annotation, cellular component: plasma membrane.